GACCUUGUCCCGGGCCGCCCUGGGGCCUGCUUAGAGAGGCCUGGCGCCCGCCGCUCGCUUCCGCCGCGGCCUCGGGGCCUCCCGGAACGGCCAGGUCCCGAGGCCGCUCCGGCAAAAUGUCGUAAGGACGCUUCCGCGGGAUCGUUUAGGUUUCAUCUUGCUCUCCCCUCUUCAAAAGCCUCCAAAGCAACCUUCGUGAUUUUUCUUCAAGAGGUGAAGAAUUUCCGCCUUAAAGAGUCUGUUGACUGCAGCCUCGUGUUCUCACGGACCCCGCGAUUCCGGCGUAUGCCGGUGUUCUUUCUAAGGACGCUUUCUGCCUUCCUGAGGAAAAAGAUAGAGGCAGAAAGGAUGAUGGCUGAGUGUUUAGGAAAUUGUUCUCAGGACUCAGUGACCUUCGCUGAUGUGGCUGUGGACUUCAGCCAGGAAGAGUGGACUUUACUGGACUCCUUUCAAAGAAAGCUAUACAGAGAUGUGAUGCUAGAGAACUACAAGAACCUGACCACAGCAGGGUAUCAAUUAUUGAAACCCCCUCUGAUCUCUUGGUUGGAACAAGAAGAUUUGAGGAGAGUGGAGAGAAGAGGAAUCCUCCAAGUGUUCUCUUUCUCUCUACAAACUCUUACAUUUGUUGAUCCUUUUUUAUGGGAAAUGCAACUUAAAACCAAAGACUCAGCAAUUCAGCAGGAUAAUCUUGAGGAUGAAACAUCUGUUGGGAUGGAAACAGUAACAUUGGCCAGAAUCCAGAACAGACUGGAACUCUAUGACUGUGAGCAACAUAGUAAAGACUUCAGUGAACAUCCGUUCCUUAGGACACACAGGAGAACUCAAAAUGGAGGCAGCACUUAUGAGCAUAAUCAGUAUGGAAAAAGCUUCCUUACUCAGCAGAAGAAAACCUCUACUACUGUGAAGCAUUCUAUGUUUAACCAGUGUCAAAAAGCCAUCAUCCUGACUCCAAAUAUCAUGGAUGGGAAAACCAGCAUGGGAGAGAAAGCCUUGGAAUGCAGUGAUGGUGAGGAAGCCUGUGUUAAUCAGCCUUCCCUUCAGGCACAAGUGGUAACUCAGAAUGCAGAAAAAUGCUGUGAACAGAAGGAACAUGGGAGAGCUUCUGUUCACUCCACAAACUGUGGUUUACAUAUACAAAAUCACACCACAAAAAAAAGUUAUGAAUGUAACGAAUGUGGGAAAGUCUAUAAAUAUCAUAUAUCCAUUAAAAUUCACAUGGGAACCCACAAUGGAGAGAAACCCUAUAAAUGUAAGGAAUGUGGGAAAGCUUUCGUUAUAGCUUAUGAACUUAAGAGGCAUAUAAAAUCUCACAGUGGAGAGAAGCCCUUCAUAUGCAAGGAAUGUGGGAAAGCCUUCAUUAGAGCUGAUCACCUUAGGAGCCAUAUAAAAUCUCAUACUGGAGAGAGGCCCUUUAUAUGUAAGGAAUGUGGGAAAGCCUUCAUUAGAGCUUAUCACCUUAGGAACCAUAAAAAAUCUCAUCCUGGAGAGAGACCCAUUAUAUGUAAGGAAAGUGGAAAAUCCUAUUUUUAUCCCUUAUCCCUUAAUGAUCACAUGCAAAAUCAUAGUGAAAUAAAACUGCAUAAAUGUAGGGAGUGUGGGAAAGCCUUCCUUACUUCCUAUAGACUGAAAGAACAUAUAAAAUCUCAUAGUGAAGAGAGGCCCUUUCCCUGUGAAAAAUGUGGAAAAUUCUUUAAAAGUUCUUCAUAUCUUAAGAUUCACAAUCGAAUUCACACUGGAACAAAACCAUAUAAAUGUAAGGAAUGUGGUAAAGCCUUCAUCAGGUCUUUUGUACUUACUGAACAUAUGAAAACUCAUGCUAGAAAAUUUUUAUGUGAAGAUUGUGGAAAAUUUUUUGUUAGAUCUCAGUUUAGGGACCAUAGAAAAUCUCACAUUGGAGAGAGGCCCUUUCCAUGUGAGCAAUGUGGAAAAUCCUUUAAACGUUCAUUAUACCUUCAUCGUCACAAGACAAUUCACUGUGGAAUAAAACCCUACAAAUGUGAGAAAUGUGGGAAAGACUUCACUUGGAAAUCAGACCUUUCUAAACAUGUCCGAACUCAUGGUGGAGAGAAACCUAAGGAUGUAAACAACAUGAGAAAGUCUUCAGUUAUUCCAAUUCCUCUUAGAUACAGGAAAAACUCACCCUCUAGCAAAAUCCUAUAAAUGAAGAAUAUGUGAGAAAGCCUUCAGCUCUCUUAGUUCUUUUGUCUUGAAAGAAAUCACUUUGUCUUAUUGAUGUCAGGUAUGUGGGAAAGCCUUCAGUUGUCCUGAUUCACUUGACUUGAAAAGAGCACACUGGAGAGAUGGUCUUCAAGUGGAAGGAAUGUAGGAAGGCCAUCCAUUUCACAACCCAGACUGAUAGGGCGCACAGUGAAGCCAUACCGUUAAGAAACAUGGAAAGCACAUUACUGUUUCCUCAGGGAAAUAUAUAUUCCUUCAAUAUGGGAGAUCUUGCAGUGCAGAGGAACUCUGCUAAUGUAAGAUUUGUGGAAAACUGUGUAUCUCUUCAGUACUUUGAUGUUCACUUGUGAUCUCACUGUGGAAAAGAACAUUAGGAAUGUAAGAAAUAUUGUAGUCAUCAUUUUUUUUCCAUUAGAUUGUUCCUCAUGCUUAAUAAACAUAGGGUGAUUCACAGUCAAGAAAAAUGGAGUGUAGUAAAUAUGGGAAAUGCUACCCUGAGUCUGAAAUCUUAGGGUUUCUGAGAAAGGACAGUGUUCGGGUGGUCCCAAAGAUCAAUUUUGAACAUUUGUCAUUUGGCCCUGACCUUUCCUGGACAAUGAUACGUCUUUCUUUCCCCUCAUCAUCAGGCCAGGCCAGUCUAGUUGCUACAUCUGGGUCACAACUUGGCCUGUAGUAUUCACACUUAAUCCUCUUUGGACCCCCUGGUUUCUCCUGUUGGAUGGACAUGAUCUUACAUUGUGAAGACAGGGAUGGCUUGACUGUGUACAGUGUUCACCAAGUCCAUCUACAUCAAGUCCCAGUGGCCAAAGUGGAGGAUAUAGUACAUCUCUGUAAAUCUUGUAAAGAUGGCCUUGUCCUCUCCCACACCUGAUCCUUUCAGGGUCAGGGUCGAGCAUGCAAUGAGUGGAGAAAAAGUGAGAUUUCAUCUACUGAUGUGAGACACCCUGGUGUCCUGACCCUUGUGGGGGAACAACACCUCUGACACCUGUGGAGGAUGUUCAACCUCAGGCAUUGCAGAAAGAGGGUGAGAGCAAUGAAUGCUCUUUUCCACCCCUAUAUCCAGCUCCAAACCCAUGGAAAACAAUCAUAUCAUGCGUCUGGGUCAAGCAACCUCUGCUGUUGGUGACGUGGGCUCCCUCUGGGUUUGUCAUCCCAUUUUAAGUGC
This is a messenger RNA of Hippopotamus amphibius kiboko, 3343 nucleotides long. RefSeq names its product zinc finger protein 426-like. Bases 286 to 2160 code for a protein of 624 amino acids. The record is from RefSeq and is a predicted model, not a curated record. Gene Ontology annotation, biological process: regulation of DNA-templated transcription. The transcript is spliced from 6 exons. NCBI's taxonomy places the organism in Eukaryota, Metazoa, Chordata, Mammalia, Artiodactyla, Hippopotamidae.